AGCUACCUGGCCGGAGCAGAGUCCCCGGGAGCUGGGGCUGCUGGAUGGAAAAGCGACCCCCCCUCCCCCGCCGCCCCACUUCCCGGGGAUCCGGGCAGACAGCGGAUCUGGGCUGGGGGCAGCGCGCCCUUGGGAUUCGCACCGCGGCGAGAUUGUAAGCUAUUGGGGGCAGUGACCAUCUCUCACUAUUCUUGGACAGGGUUACUGGCUUAGCAGUGACAGGCUGGGCGGAGGAGGAAAUGCUUCCUGAAUGGGGCUGAAACCGCAGCCGCUGGAAUAUGCAGCCCGGGGGCCUUCCUGGCAGUGCAAACGCAGUGGCCUGCGCCAAGGAGCCGAUCGCCACGUCGCGUGGGGGGGCCACGGCCGGGAGGCAUGGUGACAACUUUCAAGGUCGCCGUGCUUGGGGCUCAAGGGGUUGGGAAGAGCGCCAUCGUCCGCCAGUUCCUCUACAACGAGUUCAGCGAGGCGUGCGCGCCCACCAAGUCACGGCGUGUCUACCUGCCGGCCGUGGUCAUGAACGGCCACGUGCACGACCUACAGAUCAUGGACUUCCCACCCAUCACAUCUUUCCCAGUUAACACACUGCAGGAGUGGGCGGACGCGUGCUGCAGGGGGCUUCGGAGUGUCCACGCCUACAUCCUAGUCUAUGACAUCUGUUGCUUUGACAGCUUUGAGUACAUCAAAACUAUUCGACAACAGAUCCUAGAAACGAGGGUCAUUGGCACCACCGAGACCCCCAUCAUCAUUGUGGGCAACAAGCGGGAUCUGCAGAGGGGCCGGGUGAUUCCCCGCUGGAACGUCUCCAACCUGGUGAAGAAGACCUGGAAGUGCGGCUACAUCGAGUGCUCGGCCAAGUACAACUGGCACAUCCUGUUGCUCUUCAGCGAGCUGCUCAAGAGCGUGGGCUGCGCCCGCUGCAAGCACGUCCACACCGCCAUCCGCUUCCAGGGGGCACUGCGCAGGAACCGAUGCACCAUCAUGUGAAGCCUGUGCUCCCAUGACUGCCCCCAGAGACCCUUUUGUAAAACGGAGGGGCGGGCACAGGAGGACGCGAGCAGCUCUCUUGACAAAGGAAGCCGUGUCAGGGAGGGUGCCCAGCUCUCCUGGAUGAAGCCUGAGAGUGAGCCACCCUCUGCCCUGCCUGUCCCCAGCACAUAGACGGCACGGCCGAUUCAAGGAGGCGGCGUCAUGCUCCAAAGUGCAAAAGGCUGUUAGGCGCCUUCCUCUCCUCCCACCUCUGCAUUGGAUCAUGGACUGGAUGAUGUGGUGUCCAGCGAAGAAGGGAGAGGGGCAGCUUGGAGAGAGCAGGGAUGGGUGAAGUAUCGCUGGUUACCGUGCAGUUGGGGGGGGAGGGGGUCUUCUGCCGUCUCAGAGCAAGACGGUUAUUACCUGCCGCUUGGUUAUUACCUGAGGAUGACCUAGUCUGGACAAGUGGCAGAUUUGUAUGGGUAUCCAUCUGUAAUGCCAACGGCCUACCACGAGGUGUGGCAUGGCAUCCCCUGCUGCCUUGGUAACCAGAGAUGUUUUCACUGCAAACAGGGAUACAAAGACCCAGUCAGCCUUAAGUCAACAGGUCCUUCACCCUUGUGCCAGGAGAGUAGCAUGGCAUCAGGGAAGCUGAACCCUCCCUUCUUUUGCCCAUUGGAUCAGGGACAGAGCAGCCUGACAGCGAGAGGCAUGGCUGAAAUGGAUUUUUUUAUUUUUUUAUUUCAGGACAGAAUUUUCAGAUGGUUCAACACCCCCCUCCCCCCUCCCAACUGGUCCUUCCUCCCCUGUUUCCUUCCUGUGUUGUGUUUCUACAAGCUCCGAACCUUUUUUUAAAUAUCUCAACAGCGUGAGCGCAUGUCUGAGGCUUGCCUUUCUUGGCAUGUGCGUGUUGGCGUGUUCAUUCUCACGCGUGUGCUGUGCACGAAUAGCCCCUCCCCCCCUUCUGCUGACAAGACACCCGGGUUUGGCAGUUAGCUGCAUCAUUUUUGUUCUUCCUUUUACAUGGAUUUUUUCCCCCCAGCACUAGGUUGAAAGCAAAAUGAUCCUGAAAUUCUAGUGUUAGUUCCACCAUCCCUGCCCGACUCCUAUCUGACUGUACCAGAUUUGCUGGACAGGCACUGGAGUUCUACCUCUUGUUGCUGGAGCUGACCACUGUCAGUUUUGUACAGAUUUAAAAAUGAUCAUCAUAAUGAAACCAAACUAGACAAUGGCCUCCUUGAAGGAUAACUAAAAUACUGUAUUGACCUGUACCUAGUGUUUGAGAAAGAUCCUACAGCUAAUAUAAACACGAUGGUUUCAGUGCUCAAGGAUCUUUUGCGCUCCUCUGUGUAAAGAGGCAUAAGCAUAAAUAAGUAUCAGGACUGAUGGUUUAUAAAUUGAGCCGACCCAAACACACCUACAUCUUACUGUCAUGGCAGGAGAGAUCAAUGAAAACUGAACUUCAGUUAGAAACGCCUGUUUUCCACAGUUGUUUUACCAUAAUUGACCUGCUAAAUUCACCCCAACUUAAGGCUACUUUGCAAAGAUUGGCUGACAUUUCAGAUGUCAACAUCUCCGUUUAUAUGCAAGUAUGUACAGUUUCCGAAUAGGCAAGGCUAUCUCCUUACACUGUUUAAAAGGGCUGAUCGGUAGCUGCAGUGGAUCUCAGCUUCGUUCUCACACACACAUUUCCCCCCCCCCCCCCGCCCCCGGGAUAGCCGGGGGCCGUUGUAAUAGAACAAAUGAAACCUGAGAGGGAGAGUUCUGUGUUCAGGCUUUACUAGAAGGAGGUGCUGUGAUACUUUAUACACUGUUACACUUUUUGGAUUCUUCUAUUACUUUUGUCCUAGACAAUCUUUUCCCUAAACAUAACCCUGGCCAGAAGCCCUCGUGCCAUCCAAUGGCAGACUCCUGAAUUACACUAUAGCAAGGCAGUCAAGUUGUUUAAAGGUGACAUUCAAAAAAAAAAAUGAGAAAUUGGAUUUGUGCCUCCCCUCACACACAUUUUUUUUCUUUUGGCUAAUUUAUGAUUGAUAAGAGGUCUGCCUUUUUAAAAAAAAAAUGAUUUUCUGCUUGUUUUAUAUUUUAGAAAUAUAGGUCUUGUCUACCCUAUUUUUCCUUGUCUACCCUGUUUUUCCCCUCUUUAACUUGCUCAAACACAUGAGAAACUCUUGGGAGAAAAGAUUUCUUGGUUAAAGUUUAAGGGAGGAGGAAGCGCCCAAUCCAUACCUGAGACCAACAAGUUCUCCAGUAAAAUCAGACCUGCAGCUUCUAAAGGUUAAAAAAUGUUUAAGCCUUCCUUAUCUAUAAUAAAACAAAAAGCCCAGUGUUUUCCCAUUGGUAGGUCCCAUUUCACAGUAAUGCUAUUACUAUCUUGGUAACACUUUUUAUUAAGAAGUCAUUUCUAAAAAAAAUGAACUCUAAAGUUUCAUUUUUAUGACCAAAUCCCUGGAAUCUUGCUGUCAUAAUCACCAAAGUCACUUGCUGGAAUACAAACUAUAUUGAGAGCACUUUUGCAAUGUGAUAGGCUGUGAUUUAGCUGUCUAAUUACCAUUACCACUAAAACGAGGAGCAUUGCUAAGUCAUUAUCCACUGUGCUGAAAUUGUAUGCCGUGUACAGUUAGGUUUGCAAAAUGGAAUGCCAUAUAACAUGUAGAGAGAGAACUGAAACAAAUCUUUGGCUACCUAGGUACUUACACCAUAGCCACUUGGUACUUCACAGUAACAAUGGGUAAUAAAUCCUCCUGCUCCAAAAACACAGGCCUCCAUCACUUGAGCUAAAGGCAAAUCUCUAGUAUCAAUAUAGGCUCUAUGACACACAGCUGAGUCCAGCCAGUAAAGAGUAGUAGUACAUAUUCACAGCAAUCAAUACAUUACUCUAUGAAUAGUCAGUUGUAAAUUUUAGGCUUAUGAUUCUACUGAGACUUUGGAGGACUUGGUCAUGGUUUGUGACAUCAGCAGACCCUUUUGCUGGAAUUGUAAUUCUAGAAUUAACUGUUGCUUGUUAUUUAUCCUGUACGCUGCAUGUACUACAAUGUAAUAACAUGCUUUGCUACAGGUGGUUCUAAUAUCAUCUCUUUGGUACUUCGUACUUAUUAACACAUUAUGUCCAUAUUCUUGUUCGCUAGCCAGCUUUAUCCCUUAAACUUUUUUAAUAAGAAAACUCAUUUGCAAAUGCUAAUAAUAAAGCAUUUAUAAAUGUGCUAUAAUGUAAAACUAUCACAUCUUAAGUCAAUACAUAGAUUACUAUAACCCUGUAUCCUGCAGUUUAUAACAGAAAUUGGUCUAAUAAAAGAUAUUACCCCACCCACCUUAUUUUUCUAAUAUCCUGGGACCAACACAGCUACAAGACUGCAAACAGUUUAUAACACACUUAGUUAUAGGUUUUAUAGCACUGAUUAAGUAUUUUGAAAAAUGUUAUAAAUGUAAUUAUAUUCUACAGUGACUCAGAGAAAAUUAUAUUAGUAAUAAUAAUACUUCUCAUUUAUAUAGCAUUUUUCAGCUUCAGAGUGAACUGCAGCUCCAAACACUGAAUCCUCACAAUAGUCCGGUGGGGUGUAGUUAAUUUACAGGUGGGGAAAUAAGGUAGAAAGCUCAAGUGAUUUGCCUAAAGCAACAGAAAGAGCUCGUAGCAGAGCUGGGACAUGAAUUGAGGAAUUCCAGGCUUCCAAGCCCACGCUCAGACCCCAAGGUAGUAUUGGUUGGUGUCAGUAUUGGGCUGUGAAGCCACAAAACAAGAGGGAGAAGAUGACAAGCGCAAUAGCAUUUUUAAUAAAUAUUGUAAUAACUAAUCACAUAAUUAUUUAUGAAUUAACCUAUUUCUAAAAAUACCCUUAAUACAAAGUGUUACCGUUCUCUUUCUUUAAACAAGGUUCUAAGAAGGAACAUUUCCCCAUAUACAUUUUUACACACACAAUUGUGCUUCCUUGGCAGGAAAAUUGUUCCCAAAUCUUCCUGGUGAGUGUCUUCCCUGGGAGGGCUCAGGAGAGAGCCACAUUUCUCUCUGCACUGUGCACCUGUUAUUCAUUGGUCUACAUUGGAGGAAAUGUACGUGAAAGCCUCUAAUUAGGAGUCUCUCUCUCUCUAUUCCCUCCCAUCCCUGCCCCCAGAUGUUCUUCAUCUGACCUGUUUAGUUUGGGGGUUUCUUGGACUUGGUUUUCCACUUCCCCUUGGAUUUCUUGUUGGAGAUUCCCAAUGUGUCUGUAAAGCCUGUAACACGCUACACUCCCCGUUAUCUGAAAUCAGAUUAAAAUCAGGUGCAUUUCCCCUU
Molecule: messenger RNA, 5236 nt
Organism: Malaclemys terrapin pileata
Lineage: Eukaryota; Metazoa; Chordata; Testudines; Emydidae
Gene: RASL10B
Product: RAS like family 10 member B
Exons: 5
Coding region: 373-984 (203 amino acids)
Molecular function (GO): GTPase activity; GTP binding
Source: RefSeq, a predicted model, not a curated record